This is a messenger RNA of Herpailurus yagouaroundi (jaguarundi), 2559 nucleotides long. RefSeq names its product RAD54 like (gene RAD54L). Gene Ontology annotation, biological process: reciprocal meiotic recombination; double-strand break repair via synthesis-dependent strand annealing. The coding region runs from base 116 to 2359 and encodes 747 amino acids. Gene Ontology annotation, molecular function: DNA translocase activity; ATP binding. The record is from RefSeq and is a predicted model, not a curated record. The transcript has 19 exons. Gene Ontology annotation, cellular component: nucleus. NCBI's taxonomy places the organism in Eukaryota, Metazoa, Chordata, Mammalia, Carnivora, Felidae.
GGCGCGUUCGGAGAGUCCCGGCGGCUGUUAACGCGCGCUUUGCGGAGAGGAACCUGUUGGGUGCCUUUGAUCUUUGGCUGAUGGGUACUUGACAUUUUAUGAUCCUGAGCCCAGGAUGAGGAAGAGCUUAGCUCCUAGCCAGCUGGCCAAGAGAAAACCGGAAGGCAGACCUGGUGAUGAGGAAGAUUGGCAGCCUAGGACAGUGACUCCCAAGAAACAGAAAUCCAACAGUGGGACCCAGAGCAAAGAGUGUUUCCUGUCGCCUUUUCGGAAACCUUUGACUCAACUAACGAAUCGACCACCCAGUCUGGACAGUAGUCAACAUGAAGCCUUUAUUCGAAGCAUUUUGUCAAAGCCUUUUAAAAUUCCCAUUCCAAAUUAUCAAGGUCCUCUGGGCUCUCGUGCAUUGGGCCUCAAAAGGGCUGGGGUCCGCCGGGCCCUCCAUGACCCCUUGGAAGAAGGUGCCUUGGUUCUGUAUGAGCCUCCCCCUCUGAGUGCCCACGACCAGCUGAAGCUUGACAAGGAAAAACUCCCUGUCCAUGUGGUUGUUGAUCCCAUUCUCAGUAAGGUCUUACGGCCCCAUCAGAGAGAGGGAGUAAAGUUCCUGUGGGAGUGUGUCACCAGUCGGCGCAUCCCUGGCAGCCACGGCUGUAUCAUGGCUGAUGAGAUGGGUCUGGGCAAGACGCUGCAGUGCAUCACAUUGAUGUGGACGCUUUUGCGCCAGAGUCCAGAGUGCAAACCGGAAAUUGACAAGGCAGUGGUGGUGUCACCCUCCAGCCUAGUGAAGAACUGGUACAAUGAAGUUGGGAAAUGGCUUGCAGGGAGGAUCCAACCUCUGGCCAUUGAUGGAGGCUCUAAGGACGAGAUAGACCAAAAACUGGAAGGAUUCAUGAACCAGCGUGGAGCCCGAGUGCCUUCUCCCAUCCUUAUCAUUUCCUAUGAGACAUUCCGCCUUCACGUUGGAAUCCUCCAGAAAGGGAGUGUUGGACUUGUCAUCUGUGAUGAGGGACACAGACUUAAGAACUCUGAGAAUCAGACUUACCAGGCCCUGGACAGCUUGAACACCAGCCGGCGGGUGCUUAUCUCUGGGACCCCCAUCCAGAAUGAUCUCCUUGAGUAUUUCAGCUUGGUACAUUUUGUUAAUUCGGGCAUUCUAGGAACUGCCCAUGAGUUCAAGAAGCAUUUUGAGUUGCCAAUUUUGAAGAGUCGAGAUGCAGCUGCCAGUGAGGCCGACAGGCAGCUAGGAGAAGAGCGGCUACGGGAGCUCACCAGCAUUGUGAAUAGGUGCCUGAUACGGAGGACCUCUGAUAUCCUUUCUAAAUAUCUGCCUGUGAAAAUUGAGCAGGUGGUUUGUUGUAGGCUGACAUCCCUUCAGACUGAGUUAUACAAGAAGUUUCUGAGACAGGCCAAGCCAGCAGAAGAGUUGCGUGAGGGCAAGAUGAGUGUGUCUUCCCUUUCUUCCAUCACCUUGCUAAAGAAGCUUUGUAAUCAUCCAGCUCUAAUCUAUGACAAGUGUGUGGAAGAGGAGGGUGGCUUUGAAGGUGCCUUGGAAAUAUUCCCCCCUGGUUAUAGCUCCAAGGCUCUAGAGCCCCAGCUAUCAGGUAAGAUGCUGGUCCUUGAUUACAUUCUGGCAGUGACCCGAAGCCGCAGCAGUGACAAAGUAGUGCUGGUGUCCAAUUACACUCAGACAUUGGACCUCUUUGAGAAGCUCUGCCGGGCUCGAAGGUACUUGUAUGUCCGCUUGGAUGGCACAAUGUCCAUUAAGAAGCGAGCCAAGAUUGUAGAGCGCUUCAACAAUCCAUUGAGCCCUGACUUUGUCUUCAUGCUGAGCAGCAAAGCUGGGGGUUGUGGCCUCAAUCUCAUUGGAGCAAACCGACUGGUCAUGUUUGACCCUGACUGGAACCCGGCUAAUGAUGAACAAGCCAUGGCCCGGGUCUGGCGUGAUGGUCAAAAGAAGACCUGCUACAUCUAUCGCCUGCUGUCUGCAGGAACCAUUGAGGAGAAGAUCUUUCAGCGCCAGAGCCACAAGAAGGCACUGAGCAGCUGUGUGGUGGAUGAGGAACAGGAUGUGGAGCGGCACUUCUCUCUCGGCGAGUUGAAGGAGCUGUUUACCCUGGAUGAGGCUAGCCUCAGUGACACACAUGACAGGUUGCGCUGCUGCCGCUGUGUCAACAAUCACCAGGUCCGGCCACCCCCUGAUGGUUCUGACUGCACCUCAGACCUGGCUCAGUGGAACCAUAACACUGAUAAACGGGGGCUUAAGGAUGAGGUACUCCAGGCCGCCUGGGAUGCUGCCUCUACAGCCAUCACGUUCGUCUUCCACCAGCAGUCUCAUGAGGAGCAGCGGGGUCUCCACUGAUAACCAGCUGGUCUGGGUGUAGCUGUUAGAGGAAGGAGACAGGGAAAGGGGGCUCCUUGCCCCAUAGGACCCUACUGAAUUUUGUUCUCUGGGACAAAAAUCAUCAAGGAGGGCUGCAUGAUGUUUGCCCAAAGUUUAUUUUAUAAGAAAACUUUUUUGGUUAAAAAAAAGAAAGGAAUAAAGGUAUGAAAGGGACUGAG